Molecule: messenger RNA, 5036 nt
Organism: Myiozetetes cayanensis
Lineage: Eukaryota; Metazoa; Chordata; Aves; Passeriformes; Tyrannidae
Gene: CARD19
Product: caspase recruitment domain family member 19
Exons: 6
Coding region: 305-892 (195 amino acids)
Biological process (GO): regulation of apoptotic process
Cellular component (GO): mitochondrion
Source: RefSeq, a predicted model, not a curated record
CCAUGCCGAGGUUAGGAAUUGUGUCUGACAAACUCCCUGUGAACACUGCUAUUAAAUCAGGAAGAACUUCAGCAAGGGUGUCCCUGUCACCCCUGCCAUUUUUCCUGACAGGGCUGUAGCAGACAGCCUGGCACGCUGUGGUCACAUCUGAUCAGGGUUUUUAUGAGCUCUGUUAAUUCCAGGAGCAGAAUAUGUUUCAGCAGCCUUACAAUGCCAGCAGUUUGUGUAGUGGCUGGGUCGUUCUGAAGCUAUUGACAGAAACCUAAUUGCCCAUUUGGAAGGAAGGAUCAAGAGAUGCCAUUUUAUGAAGGGUUUCACUGGGGGUGACUUGUACUUGCAGGUGGAAAAUGAUCAGUCAUAUUCUCAUCGGCUGCAGCACGACAUGUAUUUCCUUACAAGCACCAGCCGGCUGAAUGAGCAAGUGGUUGAUAAAAUUAUUCUUCAGCUUAACAGAGUCUAUCCCCAAAUUCUUACCAAUGAAGAAGCAGAAAAGUUCAGGAAUCCAAGGGCAUCACUCCAUACCAGACUCUCAGAUCUGUUAAAGCACCUUCAAAAGAAAGGAGACAGACACUGUCAGGAGUUCUACAGGGCUCUGCAGAUCAAUGCUGAACAGCUGUUUAAUGACCUGCCAAGUAGGAAGAUCUUGAAAACCCCAGAUCCCACAGAGAUAGACACUGACAAGGAGCAAUAUAUGCUAAAUGACAGGGGCCCGGUGUUCUUCCUGGCCUGUUUCAGCGUGGCUGCAGGACUUGCCCUGUUUUGGUAUUGCUGUAACUCAGAUACAAAAGUCGUAGGAAGAGCCAGGAGAAUCUUGGGCUUUUCUCCUAUUAUCAUAGGAAGACAUGUUAGAAAUAUUUGUAUGUUGUAUCUGGAAGACAUAUCAAGAGAUUAAGGAAGAGCUGCCUCCUCGCUUGUCUGUACAGUAACCUGCCAAGGGAAGCCAACGGUGCAUAAAUAUUAAUCUCCUGUACUCAUACCAAAGAUUUUAUUAACUAGCUUCAUCAAUAAUUGCCUUGCCUCCAGAUGUAUUCAGAAUUUCAGCUAUAAAUGUCCUUCCCUCUGGGAACAGACCAUUUAUUUUUGUAAAUGCUUAUUUUAAAAUAUUUAUCGUUUGGAUAAAAAAAGGUAUUUUUUAAUACAAGCUUUAAAAGGAUCUCCUAAGUGAGGGCCUAAAGCCGUGUUUGCAUAUGUGUUUUGUACUGGAAUGAAGGAUCACAACUGUCUGAAGAAUGCUAGCCUGCCUUUUGUGGUAAUUAAUUUAAGAGAAGUACUUCAAACAAACACAUGCACUCAAAGCCUUACUAAGAAAUGGAUCUCCAUUUCGGAACUGUUUUGUCUGGAUCCUUUGUGCUGCCUGCCCUGAGCUCAGGUGUGAAAAGUUUAUGGGUGCCAGUUCCCUUUGUGUCUGCCUCGUGCUCAGAACGUCUUUGGAUUCCCCGCUGGUGCCUCAUCCCAGCCUGUUCCUGGUCACACCCUGCUGGCCCUGGUUUGGAUGCCCUGGACUGGUUCCCAGCCCACAGAGGGUCCCAGGGACUGGAAUGUCUGGCCUGAAGCACUUCAGACUACCAAGAAGAUGUUUAAGGUUUCUUUAGCUCUCCCUUUCCCAGUGAAGGGCUUUGCACUCUGUGUGUCUGAGAAACAGAACUAAUCCAAGAUACUUUGCAGUGACUUAAGUGACACAACAUGGGGCUUUUUUGUGGCCAGAAAUACUUGAAGAGCCUGGGGUUGUUCAUAUGUCAUGUGGUGAUGUUAUGUUUUCCUCUUCUGUGAGUUGAAACCUGAGAGACUUGCAGAAACCAUUGCAAGAUAAAAUUCCUGAGGGAGAGGCAGGGAGUUGGGCUGCAAGUCAAGCAGCUUGGGGUUUCUCAGCUUGCUCCUGCCCCAGUCAGUGCCAAGGGCUGUGGAGAGUUCUUCAGUUACUGCUCAAGAGCAGCAGGAGCUUGGGGAGACCAUGGUCCUGUACCUGGUGAGAAAGACACUUCUGUGGCUCUUCAUUCAGUCAGGAAAUUUCCAGAUCAAAUCAGAUGUCAUCUGAAUGAACAGCUACAGCACAAGGUACCAAGCACUGGAGGAUCUUGUGAAAUUUUCAGUCAUUUGGAGUGGUUUUUUUCAAAGCCGACUGAAAAUUGUCUUUCAGCUUUAAACCUUAAUCAUGCUAUUAAAAUGUCAUCAUCAGGGAUUUUUAUGUGGGUAGAUAGUGAUAGGACAAGGGGAAAUGGUUUAAACAGGCAGAGGGCAGGGUUAGAUGGGAUAUUGGGAAGAAGUUCUUGGCUGUGAGGGUGGGGAGGCCCUGGCACAGGUUGCCCAGAGGAGCUGUGGCAGCCUGGGCUAGUGGAAGGUGAUAACAAUAAUAACACCCAGCAGAGCAGAUUUUUUGACUCCUUUCUUGACCCCCCCCCCCCAGCUCAUGUGUCCCUUGAUCCCAUCUCAGGGGGAGCUCUUAUUAGGGAGAGAACAUCAUAUUUCCUACAGAAUUGGGCAGUCAGGAGGCUCUGCUGCCCCUGUUACACAGUGGCUGCUGCUGUGCUUCCUCCCAGCUUGGGGAGGGCUUUAAUCAUAGCCUCUUGUUUUCUCCCUGCCUUGCCUUGUGUUUAAGGUGAAAACAGGUUCUAUUUUUUCUCCAGCAAAGCAGAUCUAGUUUAUAACAUUUAAAAUUAUCCCUCUCUCCACUGGUGCUCCUCUAGCAGCCCCUUCUUGAGGGACUAAAAGAACUACCUCUGAAUGCUGAAGGGGUUUUAAAUCUCUGCUCUGAAGCCAAAUUUGAAACCUCAUUAGAGGAACAGUAUACUGUUGUUCACACAAAAAUCAUUAUUCCAAAUAAGACAGGCACCUCAUUUUGAAGCAGAAGCCUUACUGCUGCCAGGCAGAUUCUUUUUUUUUUUUUAGCUUACCCCCCAUGGAAUAGCAGGUUACAAAUUGUUGUGAGCUGCUGUUGAGACCUGCAGAAGUUAUCAGUGCCUUUCUGAAUCUGAAGAUGAGAAUUUGCUGUACUGCCCUCUUGGGCCAAUCUAACCCUGUGCAGCAGGACAUGGUCCUCCUAGUGCCUUAAACAGUGCCUUCUUGGCAUGGAAACCAUAUGGAAUCAGGGAGUCAUAGACUGGGUUCAGUUGGAAGGGACCUUAAGGACCAUCUUGUUCCAACCCCAUGGGCAGGGACACCUUCCAGCAGCCCAGGUUGCUCCAAGCCCUGUCCAGCCUGGCCUUGGACACUUCCAGGGAUGGGGCAGCCACAGCUUCUCUGGGCAGCCUGUGCCAGGGCCUGCCCACCCUCCCAGGGAAAAAUUUCCUCCCAGUAUGGUACAGAGAAGUUAACUAAAGGCUAGAACUGUAUUUCCUCCCUUCCUGAGGUUGCUUGAGAUGAGGAUGCCUCUUAGGGGGAAGAAAAAUGUGAUCCAGGAUGAGCUGUGCCAAGGAGGUUUAGAGCUGGGAGGAGAGAGGAAAGAUGAGUCUUGGUUCAUCCCAGCGUUAAAGGACCUGACCACAAAGAAUAGAAAACAAUCUGUUCCUUUAUGAGUGCCAGUUACUAAUUCCAAAAGGGAAGGUGAGGCUGCCUGUAAGACUGGCAUGUGCAUAGGCUGGGAGACAUUCUUGGAAGAUUUUUCUUUCAGAAGCUUCUCUGCAAGCCCAUGCAGACAGUGAUAGUUCCAUCUUCAACUCCGGGAGGAAGCACAUGUGUGCCUGCAUGGGAGUCAGGUCCUUUUUGGCAACCAGUGUUAUGGACUGGGGAAUAAAUCAAGCAGGGUCUUGGAUGAGGCUGCCUGGCUGCAGAAUUCCAGUUUCCCUGGCAAGUCUAGAAUAUUAUCUUGGCCUUUGCUGCUGAAACUGUGCUGGUAUUUAUUUAUAACUGUGCUUCACUCUGAGUGCAGGGAGGUUGUCCUGGCUGGGUUGUAGGUGGGUACAUGUGCAGAGGGUGGGGGCAUCCUUGUGAGUGCUGCAUCCUCCUUGUGCUGCAGGCAGGAAUUUCACAGGAGCUAAGGAAAAGCAGGCGUGUUUCCAGCAUACCUUCUCUCACCUUGGGCAGCUCCCUGAAGAAGUUCUUGCUUAUCCCUGCAGCAUUGUGCCUUUAGUGGCAUUCCAGGCUAAGGAGGCAGGUGGCUGCUGGAGAGGGAUGCUCUCCUGGAGGGCUGGAUGUGGCUGUCAGGAAGGAGAUGAGGGUGGGAUGUGCAGGUCAUGGAGCCCUUGGCUCCUGCCAGCUCAGAUCCUGCUCUGCAGCAGCUGCUCCCACCAGGAACUGUCCCCCUGUGCUGCUGGGAGACUUGGGCACGAAUCCCAAGGGGAGGGAAUGGGGGAUGAGCUCCAGGUUCUUCAGCCCCAGGACCUCCUGAUACUUAGCAAAGAAAUCACCUCCUUCCCUGUUUUUCUUUGUGUGAAUGGGCAUUUUGAUUUAAGGUAAAGCUGAACCACCUCUGAUUGUCCUGGUGGUGAUGUUAGGGCUGUCUCUAUCCCAGGACAAGAGCUAUCCCAUGGGAUAACCCCCAGGCUGGCGUGCAGGUGCUGGCCUGAGCCGUGGAAAUGGUUAAGGCAGAGCGAUGGGGCCAUGUGUGCAGAGAGCUGGGAAGCGAAGUGACAGAUCCCACAAUGAAUUUGCACAAUUCCAUUUAAAGCCAGCCUGCUAUUUAGAGGACUUGGUGAAGGAUGGUGUGCCUGCGAUCCGGAGUGGGAAGGAAGUGAUGAUUCAUUCUGGAUGCGCUGGGCUCUGUCAGAGCUGCUGGCUGGAGUUCACAAAGCUCCCGAGGCAAACCUACUCCUCUUGUUUCUUUCAUUUGUCGUUAUUCUUCUCAUACUGUAAUAAAGUGAAAACAUGUUCAGUGUGUGCAGAUGUUAUUCCGCGUUAUUCCAUGUUUUUAUGCCACGCCUCGGCUGUGCCCCAGCACUGCUACCCAGGAGCAGUUUGCUGCUCUUCCCGAGGUCCUGUGCCUUGUAACAAUGUCUCUGAAUGUACAUCUCCCUGGAUCCUGUAGAAAUUCAUGGAUUUCUUUUUUUUAAUGGGAUAAAGCUGGCAAUUCAAUUGAAAUAAAAUCUGUACUGAGAAAAGGA